AUGCCUUCUGACCAAAACCCAGGAACAGAACCCCACAAGGCCAGCCUCGAGGAAUUCGAGCGAUCGAGCGACAGGAGACCCCCCUUUAUCCUGACACGAACGGAAGUUAAAUUACUGGGUAUUGCAGGGGUUGGAUUUUUCCUCGAUGCCUAUGAUCUUUUCAUCAUCAACCCAGUAGCAACCAUGCUACAAUAUCGCCUAUAUGGCGGCCAUUCCUUGCCACCAAACCUCGAAGGUCUGCUCAAAGCCAGCGCAAACAUCGGCAGCGUCGUCGGGCAAUUCGCAUUCGGCUAUCUCGCUGAUUCCCUUGGACGAAAAGCUGUCUACGGCAAAGAGUUGAUCCUCAUAAUUCUAGCCACCAUCCUCACAAUCACCACCCCCACAGGCUCCAUCUCUCCAAAUGGAUCCCUGGUCUACCUCUCCAUCUUUCGUAUCCUCCUUGGUGUGGGUGUUGGCGGGGACUAUCCCAUGUCCGCAUCCGUAGCAUCAGACCGUGCAAACAUCCGAAAACGCGGCACCCUUCUCGCUUAUAUAUUCUCCAGCCAGGGAUGGGGGAGCUUCGUCGGGAGUUUGGUCACCAUCAUUGUGCUGCUGUGCUACAAGCACGUAAUGGACGUUGAGGGGAAGACUAGCAAGGUCGAUGGAGCAUGGCGUAUCAUCGUUGGGCUAUCCCUUAUCCCCGCGUUUGCAACCUUGUACCAACGUUUGACCCUCCCAGAAUCUAGCCGGUAUCUCGCCACCCAAAAAUUGCAGACCGACGAAAAUACGGUCGAGGAGUUGAAGAAUUACGCUCGAGCUACAGAAGGCGACCAUAACAGCAAUAAUAUCGGUAAUCAACCUACAGACGAAAAGCCCGGUGUUGGCCUUCAAAGCACCAGUGAUGCGUCUUCCCACGAAGGGAAAGUCGAACACUCCGAUAAAGGUCAUGAAAUCGCCGGAGUUGCCGCCAAGAAGGCGCAUUUCCGGGAAUUCUUGCACUACUUCUCAGAAUGGAGGCACGCCAAACUGUUGAUCGGGACAUGCGCGUGCUGGUUCCUUCUUGAUGUAGCUUUCUACGGCAUCAACCUAAACCAAAAUGUUGUUCUUCAACAAAUCGGCUUCGAUGGUUCCUCUGGCUCUUCAUGGCAACGCCUCUUCAAAAUCGCCACGGGAAACAUUAUCAUUACUGCUUUGGGCUUCGUACCUGGGUAUUACGCCGCGAUAUUGACGAUCGAAAUACUUGGCAGGAAAUGGCUGCAAAUCCAAGGAUUUCUGAUGGCUGCCCUGUUCUUGGGCAUACUUGCAGGGAAAUUCCAUACUCUGAGUACCGCGGCCUUCGUUUGUUACCCUGCGGAAGUAUUUCCAACACGUUUCCGCGCCUUCGCGCACGGUAUAUCAGCAGCUGCUGGGAAAGCAGGCGCUAUCAUAUCCGCUCUCGUGUUCAACCAACUCAGCAAAGAUAUAGGCACACCAGCCGUUUUGUGGAUUUUCUUUGCGUGCUGUGUCGCUGGCGCAUUCUUCACAUUGCUUCUUCCCGAAGUGAAAGGACGUGACCCAGAUUUGAUUCUGAUCGAAGAGAUGAAGGAGGGAAGGAAAUCUAUGUCGACGUGA
This is a messenger RNA of Pleurotus ostreatus (oyster mushroom), 1590 nucleotides long. RefSeq lists its product as uncharacterized. Gene Ontology annotation, cellular component: membrane. The coding region runs from base 1 to 1590 and encodes 529 amino acids. Gene Ontology annotation, molecular function: transmembrane transporter activity. The transcript has 14 exons. Gene Ontology annotation, biological process: transmembrane transport. NCBI's taxonomy places the organism in Eukaryota, Fungi, Basidiomycota, Agaricomycetes, Agaricales, Pleurotaceae. The record is from RefSeq and is a predicted model, not a curated record.